AUGAGCGGAGUUCGUGCCAUCAUAUCCCGUGGCUGGAGCAACAUUGGCGACUCUUCGGCCAGAAAAGAUAUCUUCUACCUUGACGACUGCCCUCACGAGUGGCUGUUUCAAAAGGUGUCCGCGGUAGUCCAUCACGGAGGUGCCGGAACAACUGCUUGCGGACUCCUCAAUGCUCGGCCGACGGUCAUCGUACCUUUCUUUGGAGACCAACCAUUCUGGGGGCAGAUGAUUGCAAAUGCAAAAGCUGGCCCGCAACCAAUCCCACAUAAAGCGCUAAACAGCCAUAACCUUGCGGAGGCCAUAACGUUCUGCGAGUCUGAGGAGACCGUCAAUGUAGCCAGCGAGAUUGCUUAUAAAAUGCGUGACGAAAGCGGAGUCAGACAAGCCGUCGCGUCUUUCCUUCGCCAGCUACCGCGUGAUCGUCUGGGCUGUGAACUUGUGCCAGGGCAGUCCGCAAAUUGGAUCUACACGAAUUGCAAACGCCCAAUCAGGAUUUCGAAUUUAGCAGUCGAGAACCUCUGCCUAUCCAAAGACGUGAAGUUCAAGCGAAAGCAUCUGAAGCACUACGGACCAACCCCAAUCCUUAUAACAAACAAACGCUGGGACCCCUUCACGAGCGCCGGCUCCUCCGGAAUGCGAGUAGCCACGGACCUCACAAGCUCCUUCGUCGGCAUCGUCGCCGACCCAGUAAAAGUGUACCUCGACAACAACAAGCCUGGAUCCGCAGAUAAAAGCCAAUUAAAACUACACGGUCAGGCAGCCCUCGCGUCGGCAAGAAACAUAGAUCACCUCGCCGUCGGCGCUUUCAAAGGUGGUGUCGUCGACAUCCCUCUCGCCCUCGCCGAAGGAUUUCGCAACGCGCCAAAACUGUGGGGACAAAGCGUGAAAGACCAUGGAGAGAUCACGGGCUGGCAGAGCGGUGUGGCGGUUGCUGGCAAGGUUCGUAUUUAUUGA
Bacidia gigantensis is the source of this 954-nucleotide messenger RNA. RefSeq lists its product as uncharacterized. Bases 1 to 954 code for a protein of 317 amino acids. NCBI's taxonomy places the organism in Eukaryota, Fungi, Ascomycota, Lecanoromycetes, Lecanorales, Ramalinaceae. The record is from RefSeq and is a predicted model, not a curated record. The transcript is spliced from 2 exons.